AUGAGAUUGAAAAGGUCAAAAGGUUUCAUCAUCCGAACUAUACUUCUAAAGCACGUAACUCGCGAAAACUUUCUGAUUUCAGCUCCUCAAGUCGACAGUCAAGAUAAGAAAUCAGAUCAUUUGAGGCUGGCGAAUGGCGGCAGCCCGUGUGCCGGGAGAGUGGAGGUCUACCACGAUGGACAGUGGGGCACAGUGUUUGGCCUUGGCUCUGGUGACAGUGGUUGGGACAUGUUGGACGCGGUUGUGGUGUGUAAGGAGUUGGGCUGUGGAGCCGCGCUGUCAGCAUCAGGAGACGCUCACUUUGGCGAAGGCUCAGGUCCCGUUGUGACGGAGAAUGUUCAGUGCAGAGGGAGUACACAGUGGCACUUACGGUUAGAGAGCGGUGUGAGCGGCUGUGAUGGGCGAGUGGAGAUUUUUCAUGACGGUACUUGGGGCAGAUUGCUGGACGAUUCCUGGAAUAUAUCAGAUGGCGAUGUCAUCUGCCGACAGCUGAACUGUGGCUCUGCUAUUUCAGUCUACAACUCUUCCCAAUACGGGGAAGGCACUGGACCUGUGUGGAUCAAUAAUGUUCAGUGUGUGGGAACCGAGACACACAUCUGGAACUGCUCACAUUCCACAGUGGCUUCAUCCUCCUGGACCAGCCGGGAUGUGGGAGUGAUUUGUUCGGCAGAAGAUGUUCAGAUCAGACUGAUGGACGGUGGGAGUUCGUGUGCUGGGAGAGUGGAGAUUUACUACAACAGAACCUGGGGGACGGUGUGUGAUGACUCCUGGGGUUCACUUGAGGCGAAUGUUGUGUGCAAACAGCUCGGAUGUGGAUCUGCAGUUCAUACAACAUCUGCGGCCACUUGUGGACGAGCCUCAGCUCCAGUUUGGUUGGAUGACGUGAGAUGUACAGGAAAGGAAUCAGCUCUCUGGGAAUGCCCCUCUUCUCCAUGGGGGCAACAUGACUGUUAUCAUAAAGAAGAUGUGAGCAUCGUGUGUAAAGAGCACAAGAUGCUGCGGCUGGCGAAUGGGCUACAUUCCUGCGAGGGGAGAGUGGAAGUGUUUUACAAUGGGACCUGGGGCACAGUCUGCUCGGACUCCAUGGGAAUCGACGAAGCUGAGGUAAUCUGCAAACAGUUAGAUUGUGGCAAAGCUCUCGAAGUUGAAUAUGAUGGAAAAUUUGACGAAGGAUCUGGACCUAUUUGGUUGGAUGACAUGGAGUGCAAUUCAAAGGAAUCCUUCCUGUGGCAGUGCUCCUCACGACCUUGGGGUGAACAUAACUGUGUUCAUUCGGAAGAUGUGGGUGUGAUGUGUUCAGAGAAAGCUCCGGAAAAAAGGGAGAGGGCAAAACUAUGCGAUGGGAGAUCACCGGAUCAUCAGAUUCGUUUAUCAGGACAGGAGUUGCGGUUGGUUGGAGGAAGCAGCAUUUGCUCGGGGAGAGUUGAGAUACUGAGCAAUAAGACGUGGGGGACGGUGUGUGACGACUCCUGGGAUAUCCGAGAGGCCAGUGUGGUGUGCGGACAGCUGGACUGCGGCCCGGCCGUGCGGGCUGUGGGACAGGCGGGGUUCGGACAAGGCGCUGUCCAGUUGAUCAACAUACCUUUCGUGGUCUGCAUCGUCCUUGGAAUCCUGUUAGCAGUGGUACUGUUUGCACUGAUAGUACAGAUGGACAGCAAUUCUUCAGGAACAGAGGAAAAAUAUCCGUCUGUUCGUUUGUAUCAAGCAAUUUAUGAAGAAAUUGAGGAAGAACCAAUCAGAAGAAGAAGCGUUGAGUCUGGCUCCUCUGUUUCAGGAUCCAACGAUUCUAUCAGUAAACUGGAGUACUACACUGGGGAGAGUGUGAAUGGAUCUGAUGCAGAACAAGGAAACGCUGAGGUGUUUCUUCCGAAUGAUCAUCUUCAGGAAGAUUACGACGUAGCUGAGGGUGGAACCUUCCAGAUGGCGGACCGGGGCCUCCUCCUGGUCACUGACACACACCCUGAUGUCCCCGCACUGACCAGUCACACUGUCCAGGAAGCCUCGCUCUGUCAGGGUAAGAGCCGAACUGUCAUGUCUUAA
Molecule: messenger RNA, 2040 nt
Organism: Callorhinchus milii (elephant shark)
Lineage: Eukaryota; Metazoa; Chordata; Chondrichthyes; Chimaeriformes; Callorhinchidae
Product: scavenger receptor cysteine-rich type 1 protein M130-like
Exons: 11
Coding region: 1-2040 (679 amino acids)
Cellular component (GO): membrane
Source: RefSeq, a predicted model, not a curated record